Molecule: messenger RNA, 722 nt
Organism: Folsomia candida
Lineage: Eukaryota; Metazoa; Arthropoda; Collembola; Entomobryomorpha; Isotomidae
Gene: ATP6AP2
Product: renin receptor
Exons: 4
Coding region: 33-455 (140 amino acids)
Biological process (GO): positive regulation of Wnt signaling pathway
Cellular component (GO): membrane; external side of plasma membrane
Molecular function (GO): signaling receptor activity
Source: RefSeq, a predicted model, not a curated record
UAACUCAAGUGACGACAAUUAACACGAACACGAUGAUUUACUCGUAUACGCCAAAGUUAGUCGCAGCCAUUGGGGGUAUAAUGCUGGUGCUGUGCUUAGCGUCGAUGAGUUGGGCUGAAUCUUUUUCAGCUGCUGCUGGUGACCAAGUUCAGAUCGACGAUCUCAUUUCCUCCCUCACUUUGGAUGACAACAUUGGGGAACCUCUAAUUCGAAAAGCUCGUCAAGCACCUGGACCAACACCAGCGCCAACUCCUACCCCAACAGGCGAUGAUUUGAACCUUGCGGACGAUGUCAGUGAAGAUUACCCAGUAGUUUUCAAUAUCAUAUUGUUCCUUGCAAUCACUCUUAUCUUGGCCCUAAUUGCUAUCAGUGUAUCACUGGCGACGAUGGACCCUGGACGAGAUUCGCUGAUAUACCGUGUCACUUCUGCUCAAAGAUUCAAGAAAGACAACUAGUGUAUGGAAGAGAAAAAUAUACAGUUUCGUCUCGAUAAGAGUAUACAAUCUCUACACACAUUCCAUAGUUUUCGAUUGUUAAUUUGCGUUGUAGUCAGUCAUUUAGAUUAGUUAAUUACGUGUUAAAUCCACCGUUUAAUUCGAAAAAUUAGCAUUCGUGUAAAUUAGUUCUGUAUAUAUUAUUAAUAUUAUUAUUAUUAUUACGAUAUGUUUCAUCUAGUCUGAGAACGAAAGAGAUACUAAUAAUAAUAUCAUUAAUAAUACGAA